AUGCACGAAGCUCUUCAAUACGAACCAUUGUCUCGAGAUCGAACCAUUCGAGUCAUCGACUUGGCUCCCGGCACCUGGGACGAGCCUGUGACUUGCUCUUUGAGGAUCGUCCACGUAGACGACGACGACACUCGCUACGAAGCCAUCUCCUAUGCUUGGGGUGACCUCAACGAUCGCAAAACUGUCGUUUGCAACGGACAUGUCGUUAGCACCACCCGCAGUCUGUUCGAGGCUUUGCAGCGCUUCCGAUGCGCCGAUACUACGAGGACGCUUUGGGCCGACGAGCUCUGCAUAAAUCAGGCCGAUAACGAGGAGAGGGCCAUGCAGGUGCAGCGUACGGUCUUCAUCUACGCAAGUGCCGUUCGCGUGCUCGUGUGGCUGCAACAUGAAGACGAUCAGUACAGUAGAGUCGCGAUCCGCUUCCUCGACCAGAUGUACCGCUCCGAUGAUUACGUGGACGACAAACUGAUCGGUCGCAUCUACCGACUCCGCCAUGACCCGAGUCGCAUGUUCUCAGUCUGCCUAUCGCCCCCUCCGUCAUCAAAGCUGUACCUCACCUCGGAUCAGUACAAGUGGAAGAUGAGAGUACUGCCACCGCAGAAAAACGAUCAAAUGCUGCAAGUUAUCAAGAAGACGAUCGCCGAGUUGAACAAGCAGUACAUGCUCUUCUGGCGCAUUGGUUUAGAAGUGUCGCAUUUGACGAUGAGUCCUCCCCUGUGGCCCCGUCAUUUGGAGGAGUACUCGACGAAGCUGUACGCUUUCAAGGAAAAGGAUCGAGAGUUUCCGAUGGCUGUUGAGGCAACACUAUCGAGAGGCUGUCGUCGUUUGACCGCGGAGACCAUUCUGGUACGCGAGAAAGACGACAUGAACGGACCUAAACCUGGCAUGCCGCUAAAGACAUGGCUUCUGUUCCUGGUCAAUUCUCGGGAUAGCCUGGGUGAAGCUGGUUGGCAGCUUCAGCGGGGGUGGUGGGCAUCGAACGACCAGGACUUCUCCAUCAUGACCUUGCCUGCCGAGAUACGUUGCGAGAUUCUCCAGCAAAUCUUGGGUGGCAAUAUCUAUCCUGUCGCCAGAGAAAAUCCGAAUGUGUCAGGGCCUGUGGUCUUUCUGGGAGCCAAGAGCGGGAAUAUGCCUGUAUCUCAUUGGCCUGAAGUCCCACCGGCUUCUCGGCCAGAUCCACCCAACUAUGCCAUCCUUCGAGCCAGCAAACAGAUCUACGGUGAGGGCCUGAAAGCGGCGUGGGAGGGUACAACAAAGCACUUUGCAGAUGGACUUUGGCUGGAGAAAGUGCUGGAAGCACCAAUUGCUCCAUCUAACUAUCGCUGGCUCACUCAUAUCCAACUCUCUUUGAGUACAAAAGAAUGCUUCCGAUUUUUCGGGAUUGACAUUCACCCCGUCCUUCGAUUGCCGCCGCUUGUACCAAAAGCUCGCUUGCUGCAAGGAAUCGCUACCCUUAAUAACCUCGAAAUCGUAUUUGGAUCACCAUACGUUCCCUAUUCAAACCCUUGGUUUUCUUUUCCCAAUCGCCCGCCAACCAUAAUGAAGUAUCCGUGUCAUAAGACCAUGGUCGAGUGGGCGCUGAUCUUCGCCUUUCCAUACCUCAAGCACAUCCCGAAUGUUCGGCUCGCAGGCUGUAUCAAGACCUGCACAAAAUCGAAAUGGGAACAUAUCCUAAGCAAUGAGUACUACUUGCGGAAAGAGAGCUUCAAGACUCACGGAUACGACCCUGCUAUGGAGGCUUAUGAGCUGUUAGAAGAACAGCGCCCUAUGCACCGGCAAGUGUGA
Molecule: messenger RNA, 1785 nt
Organism: Alternaria novae-zelandiae
Lineage: Eukaryota; Fungi; Ascomycota; Dothideomycetes; Pleosporales; Pleosporaceae
Exons: 3
Coding region: 1-1785 (594 amino acids)
Source: RefSeq, a predicted model, not a curated record